Messenger RNA from Nerophis lumbriciformis (worm pipefish), 2049 nucleotides. Lineage: Eukaryota; Metazoa; Chordata; Actinopteri; Syngnathiformes; Syngnathidae. The record is from RefSeq and is a predicted model, not a curated record.
AACACCUCGGGCGAGUGCGACGGCGCCGCUCGCUGCAAGGACGGUGUCAUCUUGAAUGUGUGGAAGCCAGAGAACCCAGCCCCCUACGAGCGCGCGGCCCGAGCCGUCCUCUACUUGGCCGCCAUGGCCUACGCCUUCGUGGGCGUGUCAGUCAUCGCCGAUCGCUUCAUGGCAUCCAUCGAGGUCAUCACGUCCCAGGAGCGGCGGGUCACCCUGAAAAGAGCCGACGGGCAAAAGUACACGGUCACCGUGCGCGUGUGGAACGAGACGGUGUCCAACCUGACCCUGAUGGCGCUGGGGUCGUCGGCGCCGGAGAUCCUGCUGUCGGUGGUGGAGAUCUGCGGCCACGGCUUCGACGCCGGCGAACUGGGGCCCAACACCAUCGUGGGGAGCGCCGCCUUCAACAUGUUCGUCAUCAUAGGCCUCUGCGUUUACGUCAUCCCCGACGGCCAGAGCCGCCGGAUUAAGCACCCUCGAGUCUUCUUCGUCACCGCCGCCUGGAGCGUCUUCGCCUACGCCUGGCUUUACCUCAUCCUGGCCUACUUUUCUCCAGGGGUGGUGGACAUAUGGGAGGGGCUCCUCACCCUCUUCUUCUUUCCCCUCUGCGUGGGCUUUGCCUACGUGGCCGAUCGCCGCCUCCUCUUCUACAAGUACGCGCGCAAGCGCUAUCGAGCCGGCGGCCGGAGCGGGGUGAUCGUGGAGACCGAGGGGGACCCGGAGCCGCCCCGGGAUCGGGCGCGUCCAGAUGGGGGAGAAGACGGUCGCCCGGCCGAGGUCUUCUACCGUCGCUCGCCGACUGCGCCCGGAGAAGGAGAUCCCGACUUCGCCGUGGACUUUGGCCCCGCCGUAGCUACUUCCGACUGGGAUGACCGGCGUGCCGGAGUCUUUGCCUUCGAGGAAGCCACCGUGACCGUCGCCAAAAAUGCCGGCGCGAUGGAGGUCAGGGUGCUCCGGACCUCGGGGGCUCGAGGCAUAGUGAUCGUGCCCUACAAGACCGUGGAGGGCAGCGCCAAAGGCGGCGGCCGAGACUUCGAGGACACUCACGGCGUCCUGGAAUUUGACCACAACGAGACCUGUAAGGUCCUUCGCGUCAACAUUAUCGAUGACGAAGAGUACGACAAGAACAAAGACUUUUGGGUGGAGAUGUACGAGCCACGACUGCUGGAGAUGAGCCGCGAGAAAGAGGAAACCGGCGUGUCGGGGUCAAAGGAGGAAGAAGAGCGGCGGACAGCGAUGCCCGCGCUAGGCCAACAUGCCAGACUACGAGUCGUCAUCGAGGAGUCAUACGAGUUUAAGAACGCGGUGGACAAGGUGCUGAAGAAGACCAGACUGGCCGUGCUGACGGGAACCACAACCUGGAGAGAUCAGUUUACAGAGGCUGUCACGGUGGGCGCAGGCGGUGAUGACAACGAGGAUGACGAAGGUGGUAAGAAUCCGCCCUCUACCGCCGAUUACGUCCUGCACUUCCUGACCGUCUUCUGGAAGCUUCUGUUCGCGCUCGUCCCGCCUACCGAUUACUUGAAAGGCUGGGCGUGCUUCUGGGUCUCCAUCGCGGUUAUCGGCAUCUUGACGGCGGUCAUCGGGGACCUGGCCUCGCACUUCGGCUGCACGGUGGGUCUGAAGGACUCGGUCACGGCCGUGGUAUUCGUGGCCUUGGGCACCUCGGUACCAGACACCUUUGCCAGCAAGGUGGCGGCCUGCCAGGACCGCUACGCCGACGCCUCCAUCGGCAACGUGACGGGAAGCAACGCCGUCAACGUGUUCCUGGGCAUCGGCGUGGCCUGGUCCGUGGCCGCCGUCUACCACCGUACCAAGAACCAGCCCUUCAGGGUAGAUCCCGGAACGCUGGCUUUCUCCGUCACCCUCUUCACCGUCUUGGCCUUCAUCUGCAUCGCCGUCCUGGUCUACCGGCGCCGGCCCGAGAUCGGCGGGGAACUGGGAGGGCCGCCGCUGGCCAAGGCGGCCACCGCCACCUUGUUCUUCUGCUUGUGGUUGACCUACGUGGUCUUGUCUUCGUUGGAGGCCUACUGCCACGUCCGGGGCUUCUGA